Molecule: messenger RNA, 1251 nt
Organism: Argiope bruennichi
Lineage: Eukaryota; Metazoa; Arthropoda; Arachnida; Araneae; Araneidae
Product: adenosine kinase-like
Exons: 5
Coding region: 137-1147 (336 amino acids)
Biological process (GO): purine ribonucleoside salvage
Cellular component (GO): nucleus; cytosol
Molecular function (GO): adenosine kinase activity
Source: RefSeq, a predicted model, not a curated record
CUUGUUGAUAAUAAAAAUUGGCUUCAAAUAAGCAAUGGAGGAGUCCAAGAUCGGUAUUAUUGCAAUAAAAAUUUGAAAUUUGGACUUGCACAUAGUGCAUUGGAUCUGUGGACAAAUCCGUGGAAAUUUUACGAAGAUGAGUGAAGUGUGCCUUGUCUUCAUAGGAAGUCCACUUCUGGACAUCUACGCUGAAAGGGAUGAAACGCUGUUGAAAAAGUUUGGAUUGCAGAAGGAUGGCUGCUUGAGGGCAGAUGAAGGUCAUGACCUUCUCUUCCGGGAUCUUUUCCUCAGUCCAGAUUCCCACCUGUCAGCAGGGGGAUCCGCGCUUAAUGCUGCUCGGAUCGCUAAAUGGGCAAUGCGACCCAAAGGACAAGUGGCUUUCAUAGGUUGCGUUGGAUGUGAUGAAUAUGGAGAAUGGUUGAGGGACCAACUCAUGUCGGAAGACGUCAUUCCUCUUUUUGUAAAAGAGCCCAAAGCGAAAACAGGUGUGUGUGCAUGCUUGACAUUCGAUGGAAUGCGUUCCAUGUGCACAAGGCAUGGGGCUUCAGCAAAGUUCUCCAAAGAACAUUUAUAUCUGGAACAUAUCUAUAGUAAAGUGAAGACAGCGCAUUGCAUUUUUAUCGUUGGGUAUUUCGUUGGUCACUCUCCUGAUGUAGUUCUAGAUUUAGCAGAAAAUUGUUCGCCAUCUCAGGUCUUCUCUCUAAGCCUGUCUGCUGAGUAUAUUUGCCGAGAAUACUCCGAGGCCCUGACGAAGGUGAUGCCUCGGGUGGACGUUCUCUUCGGCAACGAGGUCGAGGUGAAGGCCUUCGCAACAGCCUUGUGUGGGGACCGCAAUAUCGAAGCAGUUGAAGAAGCUAUCCGAGUCAUAAAGCAGCUACCGAGGUCCAGAACUCUUCAGCCUCGUAUUAUCAUAGUCACACGAGGUUCAGAACCAGUUUUUGUGGAUGAUGGUAACGAUAAUCUUCGUGUCUUCGAUGUGCCAAAGGAUGUGCCAGUUGUGGACAGUGUUGGAUGUGGAGAUGCACUGGCAGGAGCGUUUCUGGCCAGUUAUGUGGUUAACCGAGGCAUAGACUCGUCUGUAAAAGUUGGUAUUGACGCCGCUGCGAAGAUUGCUCAAGUGCACGGUUGCAAUCCACUAGCUAUUUAGAAAACAGCCUUUUUUAUAUAUUAGCAAUUGAUAAGCAAAACAUUUGGUUUAAAUUAAAAAUUUUUGGUGCAAACAUGCUUUUAAUAAUAAAGCUUACUUUGAUA